Molecule: messenger RNA, 1910 nt
Organism: Hyla sarda
Lineage: Eukaryota; Metazoa; Chordata; Amphibia; Anura; Hylidae
Gene: SLC38A11
Product: solute carrier family 38 member 11
Exons: 13
Coding region: 513-1733 (406 amino acids)
Biological process (GO): amino acid transmembrane transport
Molecular function (GO): amino acid transmembrane transporter activity
Source: RefSeq, a predicted model, not a curated record
UGAUCUUGCGAUGAGUAGCGGGGGAUUGCUUAGUAUAUCCGCUAUGCUAUAGGCCUAGGCCAGCAACCUAAGAGAGGGAUCAAGAUGGCGCAGGUCCCUUAUAUGGGCAGGGCCUGGCCGUUUUGGAUUGGUCCGUAACGACUGUCAAUCACCGUUACAGUGCAUUGUGGGUGCAUACGUCACGGGAACCUCCAAAGGUCCUAAAGCAAAACCAUAGAGUUUCCACCUAAUCACGUGACCCGAAGGUCCUGCCACGCUGUGAACAGAGAUCUGACAAGCGGACAAAUAAACCUGCACAUGCACCUCCAGCAGCUGCGCAAAUAUAGCACAGGGGAGUUUACCGAGUCCCAUCUAUGUGUCCUCUGAAGUCAUCGUCCCUUUGAUGUAUUAUAAGCAAGGUUGACGUAGACGAUGGCCAGUUACUGAUUGAGGAGGAUCAGAAGGAUAGAAAGUUUUCUAGUAAUGUCUUCUGGGCUGGGUUUAACUUGAUCAAUGCCAUCCUAGGUACAGGAAUGAUAGGGUUGCCUUAUUCUAUGAAACUGGCUGGAUUGCCAUUGGGAAUUUUUCUUUUGCUUGGAGUGGCAUACGUUACAGAUUAUUCUAUGAUACUGCUGAUUAAGGGAGGCGAGAUGUCUGCCACUAACACAUAUCAAGCACUUGUCAGCAGGACAUUUGGAUUCCCUGGAUAUCUGCUGUUGUCAGUGCUACAGUUUUUAUAUCCCUUUGCCGCAAUGAUCAGCUACAACAUCAUCACAGGAGAUGUUUUGCCAAAAAUAUUUCAAAGGAUCCCAGGAGUUACUCCAAGAAGUAUACUUGCAGACCGACAUUUUGCUAUCUUGAGCACCACGAUCAUCAUUACUCUUCCUAUAGCGUUAUAUCGGAACAUGCAAAGACUGGGAAAGGUAUCUCUGAUGUCUCUACUUUUCACAGUAAUCGUCCUGGUGAUGGUAAUUACGAGAGCAUCAUCACUGAUCUACACAAUACCACAUACUGAAGGAGCCUGGGCGUUUGCUAAGUGGAAUGCAAUCCAAGCAGUCGGAGUCAUGUCUUUUACGUUCAUGUGCCAUCAUGCAUGUUUUUUAAUAUAUGGAUCUCUUGAGAAAGGAACAGUCAGAACCUGGUCCAGUAUUACCCAUGUGUCAAUGAUAAUCUCAUUUCUUAUUAGCGUCCAGUAUUCCAUUUUUGGAUAUGUGUCUUUUACAGGAUUUACACAAGGGGACUUGUUUGAAAAUUAUUGUAAGGAUGAUAACCUGGUGACGGUCGGAAGGUUUUUCUAUGCCAUGACUGUAAUCCUCACCUACCCAAUGGAAUGUUUUGUUGCUAGAGAGGUGAUUUCAAAUGUUUUCUUCGGUGGGACCCUUUCCAACAUCCAUCAUUUUGCAAUCACAUUGCUUGUUGUAUCUGUUACCACAGUCAUAUCUUUAUUUUCUGACUGCCUAGGAAUGGUGCUAGAACUCAACGGCGUUCUUAGCGCUACUCCCCUGGUCUUCAUCAUUCCCACCGCCUGCUACUUGAAGCUGUCUACAGAUCACUGGUACCACAUCAAUAAUGCCAUGCCCUGCUUCAUCCUACUGCUUGGUAUAAUAAUAAUGCCUGUAGGGUUUCUCAUGGCCGUUUUAUAUCCACAAGAAUGUAGCCACGGAAAAGAAAUGCUUUACUGUUUCACAAAUUCCACCCUCAUGGAUGUCUCCAUAGCACACUUGUAUCAAAGUAAUUCAUCUGAAAUAAAAUAAUUCUCCAUUAUCACACCCUAUAUUUUGAGUAUAUUUUUGGGAGCUAUGAGCAGAAUAUAUGGACAAAUGAGUUAUUAGUUUGGAUGUAUUAUUAUAUAUGAAAGCAGAUGUGAAAUAAAAGAUUAAAUAAGCACUGUCAUUUCAACAAACUUUGCAUAGAUCAAUAGUACAAGCAAA